AUGGAUGUACCAUUUAGAACAGGGCUUCGCAACCGGUGUGCCGCGGCACAUUGCAAAGUGGACAACAAUGUUAGCAAGCUUGAUGUAAACAAAAAUGGAGAAGAAUAUAAAUGCCCAAUUAGAAGACUCCCACCGAAUGAUCGUGAUAAUAUUCAUGAAGUUGGAUUGCAAAAAGAAGAUAUUGCUCUGGCAGAUAAAAACCAAAAUUUGAAUUUUAAGACAAGAAAUGUUCAGGCUUCUUUUGGCACCUCCAAUAAAAAUAUUGUUACUUUGUCUCCUGGUCAAAGGACAAUUGGUGGUAAAGGAAAAAAGAGAAUUACUCCAACACCUAUUCAAACCAGUAUUAAGGCUUCACCCAGAUUCUCUCAGUCCGAUUUUGCCAGUCCGCCGCCUAAAUUGUCAAAUGAUUGUUUUAAAACAACUCCUUAUGUUGAAGCAGAUGUAAGUUUGAAGACUGAACGGGAGAUGUUAAAAAUAACUAAAACGAAGCUUUCACAAGAUACUACAACAAAAUUUCCAAACAAUUCAGCAAAAAGUUUGCCUAACCAGUCGCCAGAAACGGAAAAUUUGCAGUAUGUGAUACCUGAUCCAGAACUGGUCACGCUCAAAGAUCAGCUACUAAUUUUUUCUGACAUUUAUAAUUUGCUACUUACCCAAGCAAUGGUGCCAAAUAUUGUUGCAGAGCUAUACUUUUUGUUUGAGUUGAUAACGGCUAAAGUUACGGAUAAAGAUAAACCGCAGACAGACAAUAUCUUUUCCUCUAUUCAUAAUUGUGUUUAUUUUGCAGUUUCAGUUCUCCAUCAACAACAUCACGUACUUCUUCUAUUAGACAAUGCUACACUAACAUUAAUAAGUAAAAUCACAUUCUUGUGCCACUUUUCUUCAGAACUAGUUAUGUUCUUGCAAACAUCUUUACUCACUAUUAGUAACGAUGUAAAGCCAUUACCCUCAAAUUAUUUACCUCAUUUCUUCCAAAAAGACAAGUUUCAAGCAGAUAAUGUUGUAGAUUUUGCAAGGCAACAGCAUUUGUUUAAUGAACUUUUGCAGGAAUGGCAAAUGCAGUCAUUUCAUUGUGUAGACUCGAAAUUCCAAGAUCGAUUCGCACGCAAAGUGAGGAGUCUAAUAAAUUCAGUUUCUUCCAGCUCAAACAUGUAUCAUCUAGCGCUGUUUUUUGAAUUUCAGCUUGUCUCAAGAUGUAUGUGUUUAGAAAUAAAUGAAGGGUGUGAUGAAAUGCUGAAUAAUAUUCAGAAGCAUUUCCCGGGUAAAUUUGAAAAACUACAAGAGCGGUUUGUGACACCAUUCAGUACUGGGGAACCUAAUCCUCCUCCAAAGUUUUACGGUGUGCAACAUUUCUUUGUUGAAUUCAUUCAGCACACAUCUUCCCCAGCUUUUAAUCAGUACUUGACAGAUGUAUUCAUUUCCAAAAUUUUAGAACUUAACGAUUUUGAUCUAUGCUCGUUCCCAGACUCAAAGUCCACUAAACAGAUUUAUACAUUUCUGGUGCUUGUUUUAAGAUUGCUGGGGAAAUUUCUUGGAUAUGUAUAUUUCUUGCCUUAUAGAGAAAAUACUAUUUUGCCUGCUAAUAUAGCUAGUUAUCACUCAUCAUUCAGAAAACACAGAUUCAUCCCGAUCAAUACACUUAAAUUGCUUAAGGUGGCCAUUCAAAAACAAAGAACUAUCUUGACUGUGCCCUGGAUUGUUGAAUUUCUGAGUAUGAUUGAUACUGUUGCUAAAAAUUUUGAAGAAGUUCAAGAUAUUUUUAAAAUUUUAUAUAUCAUAUAUAGGGGGUCAUCUCCCAUUUGUUUGCAAAAUAAUAAUCAUUUGUUUUUACAGCUUAUUGUUGGCUGGUUGCUAGAUGUUUUGGGCUAUAUGCAGAACCAUGCAACAAGAGUUGCUCUCUUGAGUUUUUUAGAAGGGGACCAAGUCAAGGGAAUUGAUUCAGAGCAAUUGGUUGAUAAAGAACUAAUUCAUGCAUGUUGUUUGUACUUAGUUGAGUUCAAAGUUCUAAUAUAUAAUUUUGUUCAUGGGAUUAAAACAAAAAACCAGAAAGUAAGAAAAAUUACUCCUUUAACAACAACAAAACCUAAACAUUCCUCAAUUAAUACACAAGAAUUGGAAAGCCAGUUGGUGGAGGCAUUUUCAACUUUACGGGCAUCAUCUCUGAAGAAAAUUGUAAAAACAAUCAAGUUUAUUUCUAAAUGCAUGGUCUCAAAAGUGAUUAGAAAAAUAAACAUAGAAUUAAAAAACAUAAAACUUAAGUAUGCAGAAAACGUUCGCCAAAGUAAACAAGAUCCUGCUCAAGCUUCCAAAAAUAAUCCAUUUGAACAAAAUCAGCAAAGUACUGGAUUUAUUGCAAUUUCUUUGUUACAAUCAUUAAUAACCUUCAAGUCUAAGGACUUUAUUUCUAAUGCUUGCUAUACAGAAAUAAAAACUCUUAUGUCCCUUUUAUUAGCAGAAGACAUCAAAUGUACUGGAGAUGAACUUUUAGAAGCAUGCUCAAAAUUAUCAUUGCAAUUGGUAUGUAAUAAAAUUGUGGAUUGGUGUGAUACAAAUUUAAGCAUUGAAGACAUCAAGUGUGAUCUGAGCUCAAGUUUGAAACCCUCUUUGAAGGCUGUAGAGAAUGUUGGAACAAUAGAUUUUAGUAAUUGA
This is a messenger RNA of Uloborus diversus, 2649 nucleotides long. Its product is annotated as codanin-1-like. The record is from RefSeq and is a predicted model, not a curated record. Gene Ontology annotation, cellular component: nucleus. Gene Ontology annotation, biological process: chromatin organization. NCBI's taxonomy places the organism in Eukaryota, Metazoa, Arthropoda, Arachnida, Araneae, Uloboridae.